AUGACCCCGAAGUCAUUCAUGCUUCACUUCUUGCAUUCUGAUAACUCGGAUCUGGCGUAUCGCCGUCGAUAUUGGGCAGAGUCUGCCGUUGACUCCACAGUCGUAUUAGUGAAGGCAAUCCGGGACAAGAUGAACUCGUCUGCUCCUGGCCAACAAGCCUGGGCUGAUUUCAUUCAAGAAGAGGCCAUCAAGAUCCUUGCCGGUCAGGUGCCCCCAAAGGGCAAUCAUCCGCACGGUGCCUAUCAAAGUUCGACUUCUGUGACUAAGGGCUAUUUCUCGCAAGAGGAGAAGGACAAGCGGGAAGCGCUUAUGACCUCGACUCACAUGCCCUUCCUUUACAACAUCUUGUUGGCUAUGCUUCAGCAGCAGCGAAAGCACAUAACCUCUUCGGAAAAGGAUGAAGAUGAUUCAGAGGACGAUUUUUUGACGGAUGACAAGGACGAUGACAUGCCCGUGGAUGCUGAUGUGAUGGCUUACGCAAAGAAAACAUCUGGCGACGCGCGCUUGCACUUCAGAUACACCACAGGAGCGAUCGAGAGAUCCCCCGACGUUCCCAAAACUCUGGCAAAAAUCCUGCGUCCCAGCAACCGCUGGGACCACGAGGGAACGUCAGGGUUUCACCGUCGGUGGUGUAACAGUCAUCCGACGGGUGCCACUCGUUGA
Puccinia graminis f. sp. tritici CRL 75-36-700-3 is the source of this 663-nucleotide messenger RNA. RefSeq lists its product as uncharacterized. NCBI's taxonomy places the organism in Eukaryota, Fungi, Basidiomycota, Pucciniomycetes, Pucciniales, Pucciniaceae. The transcript has 3 exons. Bases 1 to 663 code for a protein of 220 amino acids. The record is from RefSeq and is a predicted model, not a curated record.